Cajanus cajan (pigeon pea) is the source of this 1595-nucleotide messenger RNA. Its product is annotated as protein trichome birefringence-like 2. The record is from RefSeq and is a predicted model, not a curated record. NCBI's taxonomy places the organism in Eukaryota, Viridiplantae, Streptophyta, Magnoliopsida, Fabales, Fabaceae. Gene Ontology annotation, molecular function: O-acetyltransferase activity. Gene Ontology annotation, cellular component: Golgi apparatus.
UGAAGAGAAUUGAAGUAGGAAGUGUUGUGAAUAAUGUGUCAGAUGAAAGCAUGAAGAGUGGAAGUGGGAGGGGUUUGGAGAAUUCUAGUUUUGCUUCUAUUUUGUGGUCAGAGAGUAAGAACGGGGAAAGGAACUUGAAGAAUGUAACUGUCACUCAUGAUGAGAAGAUGCAUGUUGGUUUAUAUGAGAACUGUGACAUUUUUGAUGGAAAGUGGGUAAGGGAUGAUUCAAAGCCAUAUUAUCCUUUAGGGUCUUGUCCCCUCAUUGAUAGAGAUUUUGAUUGUCACAGUAAUGGGAGGCCUGAUGUUGAAUAUGUUAAAUGGAGGUGGCAGCCAAAAGGGUGCAAAAUUCCAAGUUUGAAUGCAACUGAUUUUCUGGAGAGGUUGCGGGGACAGAGGCUAGUUUUCGUGGGGGAUUCACUGAACAGGAACAUGUGGGAGUCACUCGUGUGCAUUCUCCGUCAAAGCAUAAGGAACAAGAAACGGGUUUUUGAAAUUUCAGGAAAAAGGGAGUUUAAGAAGAAAGGUGUCUAUUCUUUUAGAUUUGAGGACUAUAAUUGUUCGGUGGAUUUUGUUGUUUCACCAUUCAUUGUUCAAGAGUCAACUUUCAAGGGCAAAAAUGGGUCGUUUGAGACAUUAAGAUUGGAUUUGAUGGACCGAACUACGACCAGGUAUCGGGAUGCUAAUAUCAUAGUCUUCAACACAGGUCAUUGGUGGACCCAUGAUAAAACAUCAAAAGGAGAAGAUUAUUACCAAGAAGGAAACCAUGUAUACCCAAGACUCAAGGUUCUAGAUGCAUAUACAAGGGCCUUGACCACUUGGGCUAAAUGGGUUGACCGAAAAAUUAAUGCCAAUCAAACUCAGGUUUUCUUCAGAGGAUACUCAGUCACCCAUUUCUGGGGUGGACAAUGGAAUUCAGGAGGACAGUGCCACAAAGAAACUGAGCCAAUACUUAAUGAAACUUACUUACAAAAGCAUCCUUCAAAAAUGUGGGCUCUAGAACAUGUCAUCCAACAAAUGAAAACUCCAAUAGUUUACAUGAACAUAAGUAGGCUUACAGAUUACAGAAAAGAUGGCCAUCCUUCAGUAUACAGAAAGGAGUACAAGACAUCAAUGGAUCAAAACUCUACCGCGCUGUUUGAAGAUUGCAGUCAUUGGUGCUUGCCUGGGGUACCAGAUACUUGGAAUGAAUUACUAUAUGUUUCUCUCUUAAAAUAUGGUAAGGGAACUUGGAGAAGCUGAGAAAAUUCCUCCUAAUCAUUCCACAACCCGUUUCUUAUUCUUUUUGCAUAUUUUUGUACAACAUCCUUAUAUUAUAAGAUUUUGCUGCAUGUCUUUAGUCAGAGUUUGAUUAGAAUGACAAGAUAACGAGGGAAGGAAUAGAGUAGUGGAUUGGCUUACCAAUUCUUCCCAUUGGUUUGAGCUUGUAGUCACUUUCUUAAGGUGUUUGUUUGGUAUCCGGAAUUAGGGGUUGGAGUCCCAACAUUUUAACAACCCCCAAAAAAUCAGGUUUCAAGAUUGUAACUAGAUUCUGCAUUAUGUAUUUAGUAUUUACACGCACGUGUCAUAAUGCUUUGAAUGAUACUAAAAGUUUAU